AGCUCGACUAAUCGAGACUGUUUAAAGAUGGCGCCCUAAAGCCCAUUAUUUGUUUUCUAUGGGUACAAAGUAUGUUUAAGUGCAUUAACCGGACAGCCCACUUCACCAGAUAUCUCAAGUUAACAGGAAACGGUGUCCAUAUUAACCAAGGUUUUAGGCUGGUGUCAUCCUUAUCUCUCACAAUGGCCGAACCAGUUGUGAGGAGGGUGAUCACUGACAUCAUUCGCUCUCCUGAAGACAAAAGGGACUACAGGGGUCUGGAGUUCACCAAUGGACUGAAGGCUAUUCUCAUAAGUGAUCCAACGACAGACAAAUCAUCCGCUGCUUUGGAUGUGCAUAUAGGUUCACUGUCAGACCCAGAGAACAUCUCAGGCCUGGCGCACUUCUGUGAGCACAUGCUGUUUCUGGGGACCGAAAAGUACCCCAAGGAAAACGAAUACAGCCAGUUCCUCAGCGAGCAUGCUGGAAGCUCCAACGCCUUCACAAGCGGGGAGCACACCAACUAUUACUUCGACGUGUCCCAUGAGCACUUGCAAGGAGCUUUAGACAGGUUUGCCCAGUUCUUUCUGUGCCCUUUGUUUGACGAGAGCUGUAAGGACCGGGAAGUGAACGCUGUGGACUCUGAACAUGAGAAGAACCUGAUGAAUGAUUCUUGGAGGCUUUUCCAGUUGGAGAAGGCAACUGGCAACCCAAACCACCCCUUUAGUAAAUUUGGGACAGGUAAUAAAUUAACACUUGAAACAAGACCAUCUAAAGAAGGGAUUGAUAUACGCCAGGAACUCCUGAAAUUUCACUCUACCUAUUACUCUGCUAAUCUUAUGGGGCUCUGCGUGUUAGGAAGAGAGUCUCUUGAUGAAUUGACAUCCAUGGUGGAGCAGCUCUUUGGAGAAGUGGAAAACAAGAACGUUCCUGUCCCAGAAUUCCCUGAACAUCCGUUCCAGGAAGAGCACCUUAAACAAUUCUACAAAGUCGUCCCCAUCAAAGACAUUAGGAACCUUUACGUGACCUUUCCAAUCCCAGACCUACAGAAGUACUACAAGUCUAACCCAGGACAUUAUCUGGGACAUCUGAUUGGCCACGAAGGACCCGGCAGUCUAUUAUCUGAGCUGAAAUCAAAAGGUUGGGUGAACACCCUAGUUGGAGGGCAAAAGGAAGGAGCCAAAGGGUUCAUGUUCUUCAUUAUCAACGUGGAUCUGACUGAGGAGGGUCUCUUGCACGUUGAAGACAUCAUUUUCCACAUGUUCCAGUACAUCCAGAAACUUCGCACUGAGGGACCUCAGGAAUGGGUGUUUGAAGAAUGCAAGGAUUUAAGUAAAGUAGCCUUCAGGUUCAAGGAUAAGGAGCGACCGCGCGGCUACACCUCCAAAGUGGCAGGCUUAUUGCAUUAUUACCCUCUUGAAGAAGUUCUUGCUGCAGAGUAUCUCUUGGAGGACUUCAGGCCAGAUCUGAUUGAGAUGGUGCUUGAUAAACUAAGACCAGAAAAUGUCAGAGUUGCUGUGGUGUCAAAGUCAUUCGAAGGUCAAACAGACCAGCAGGAGGAGUGGUACGGCACCCAGUACAAGCAGGAGGCCAUUUCUGAAGACAGCAUCAGGAAAUGGGCCAGUGCGGACCUCAACGGAAAGUUCAAACUGCCCAUGAGAAACGAGUUCAUCCCAACCAACCUGGAAAUCUACCCUCUAGAAAAAGACUCUCCUUCAAUUCCAACUUUAAUCAAGGACACUGCAAUGAGCAAGGUGUGGUUUAAACAGGAUGACAAGUUCUUCCUCCCGAAGGCCUGCCUGAACUUUGAGUUCUUCAGCCCGUUUGCAUACGUGGACCCAUUGCAUUGUAACAUGGCAUAUUUGUACCUGGAGCUCCUCAAGGACUCCCUCAACGAGUAUGCAUAUGCAGCUGAGCUAGCAGGCUUGAGCUAUGACCUCCAAAAUACCGUCUAUGGGAUGUAUCUUACAGUCAAAGGUUACAAUGAUAAAUCCCACAUCCUGCUGAAGAAGAUCAUUGAGAAGAUGGCAACAUUCGAGAUCGACGAGAAGCGCUUCGACAUUAUUAAAGAAGCAUACAUGAGGACUUUAAACAACUUCCGAGCCGAGCAGCCGCACCAGCAUGCCAUGUACUACCUCCGUCUCCUGAUGACUGAGGUGGCGUGGACCAAAGACGAGCUCAGAGAGGCUCUUGAUGAUGUAACUCUCCCACGCCUUAGGGCCUUCAUACCUCAGCUAUUGUCACGGUUACAUAUUGAGGCCUUGCUCCAUGGCAACAUCCCCAAGGAGUCUGCGCUGGGAAUGGUGCAAAUGGUUGAGGACACACUCAUUGAGCACGCUCACACAAAGCCCCUCCUCCCGAGCCAGCUGAUUCGCUACAGAGAGGUGCAGGUUCCAGACGGUGGUUGGUACGUUUACCAGCAGAGGAAUGAGGUCCACAACAACUGCGGCAUUGAGAUCUACUACCAGACAGACAUGCAGACCACCAACGACAACAUGCUGCUGGAGCUGUUCUGCCAGAUCAUCUCUGAGCCCUGCUUCAACACUCUGAGGACCAAAGAACAACUGGGUUACAUUGUCUUUAGCGGGCCCCGUCGAGCAAACGGAGUUCAAGGCCUUCGCUUCAUCAUCCAGUCGGAGAAGGCCCCCCACUACCUGGAGAGCCGCGUGGAGGCCUUCCUCUCUAUCAUGGAAAAGGCUUUGGAGCAAAUGAGCGAUGAAGCCUUCCAGAAACACAUCCAGGCCCUGGCCAUCCGGCGCCUGGAUAAGCCCAAGAAGCUGUCUGCCGAGUGUGCCAAAUAUUGGGGGGAGAUCAUCUCUCAGCAGUAUAAUUUUGACAGAGAUAACCUUGAAGUUGCACAUCUGAAGACGCUGACAAAAGAAAACAUAAUGCAGUUCUACAGAGAGAGGCUCACCGUUCAGGCUCCAAAGAGACACAAAGUGUCUGUCCAUGUCCUCUCCAGAGAGAUGGAGUCCUGUCCAAUAGUGGGAGAGUUUCCGUCUCAGAACGACGUCAACCUGGCCCCCGUUCCGACUCUACCGCAGCCCACACUGAUUCAAGACAUGAACGAGUUCAAGAGAAGCCUGCCUCUCUUCCCUCUGGCGAAGCCUCACAUCAACUUCAUGGCUGCCAAACUGUGAGCCGCGCAGGCCGGCGAGGAGGGAGGGAGGCAGCCGCACCGCUGCUCCCCUUCUGCCUUCCUCCCCCAGCAGGGAAAGGAGGUUCACCUCACUGAGCCUUCAUGACUGUGUGUGAGUGUAAAAUGAAUGCAUGUGCACGCGGCAGGCUCCACUAGAAGCAGAGACGCUGCGUAUCUAAAGAUCCCCAAAGUUAGCCGUGGUCGUUCCAAAUAGCCGUGAUAAACGUAGCGGACUCACCUCAUGUUAAAGGAGACGCCGCUCCCUCACGCUUCAGUGCUGUCGGCUGCUGUAGAGGAAGUAGAACCAUUUAAAAAAAAAAGAUAAUCAGAUCCCUUUACGCAGGAGCUUCACCACUAGGAGCAGCCCUCCACCUCCUCGGACUGGGAUAUCUGGCGCCGCAGCUGUUAAAUUUCAUCACUCUGUCACAUCCAGAUGUUUUAUUCAGAUGUCUGCCUUAUUUUAGAUUUAAAGCCGUGCUCGCUUGGUUGGGGGUUUGUUACCUGGUAAAAUGUUGGGACCCUUUGAGAAGCUGCUUUUUAGCCAACCUGUCAUGAUUCUGAGUUGUUUUUAGGGUUUUAUCGCUUAUAGUAUUUUUGAUUGAAACACCUCAGGGGUAAGUCCAUGCCGUCUGUUUUUUUGUUUUUCUUUUAACUAAUUUUAGUGUUAAUGAAAAUCUGUCGUUGCUCAAACCCCUGAUCAGAUCCUGGCUGCGGGUUAUUGUUUUUCUCCCCCGUGGCGUCUCCGUGGAGACCCCUACACUGUGCAUCUGUGUGCGUGAGACUUCCUGCAGCUUGUGCCUUUCCAUCAGUGACAGCAGCAACGUAGCCCUGCGACAGAUUAUCGUCUUUUUCGUUCAGUUUUCUUCCUUCCCGACGCCAGACAUGUCACAUUGAUGUCAAAUAAGAGCUGGAAAAUAAGACGGCUCAAAUUUUAACAAGUAUUUCCUGAAUAAUAUGCACUUCUCUCACCAAGCAAUAAACAACACGGUCCUGAUUGGGAAAGGUUUCGCCCCCGCGCAGACGAGGUCGCGGGUUGUUGCUCUCUCAGGUGCCUGUCGCACUUUGUCCCAACAUUUUAUUUAUUGUUUUUUUCCUCCGUUUGUACUCCCUGCCUCACCACACCUCCACCAGUCUGGCUUCAGCCUAAAAGAAUGAAAUAAGAUUUGAAUGUUGGGACGGCCGCUUUGAUUGUUCUGCACCAGAAGCUUCUUAAAAUGUUCGGUUUCACUCGGCCUCAGCCAGAUUUAUUUUUUAUUUUAAUUCAACAUUUCCUUUGUGGUUAAACACAAAGACAACAUGCAGCCACAUUUGGUGGAAAAAUCUGUUUUCAGUGUACCAGGAAAAAAAAAAAUCACCAUGACAUAUCAGGCAAGGGUAGGGCGGAUACCCUGUGAAGUACUUAGAGUGGUUUAUAUUUAGAGUUUGUUUUUUUUCUUCUUUGUAUUUUGAUUGAUUUCAACACUCGGCUGUGAUUGGCUGGUUGGGUUACCAUGCCGGUGGAGCGUGCUGAUAAUUUUAGGUUUGGAGUUUUUAUGUUUUCUGUGUGUUUCUAAAUAAUAAACAAGUGAAUGGCA
Cyprinodon tularosa is the source of this 4692-nucleotide messenger RNA. It is a transcript of the gene ide, whose product is annotated as insulin-degrading enzyme. Gene Ontology annotation, cellular component: peroxisomal matrix; mitochondrion; cytosol. Gene Ontology annotation, molecular function: metalloendopeptidase activity; metal ion binding. The record is from RefSeq and is a predicted model, not a curated record. Bases 72 to 3119 code for a protein of 1015 amino acids. The transcript is spliced from 25 exons. Gene Ontology annotation, biological process: peptide catabolic process. Lineage: Eukaryota; Metazoa; Chordata; Actinopteri; Cyprinodontiformes; Cyprinodontidae.